Sphaerodactylus townsendi is the source of this 1725-nucleotide messenger RNA. Its product is annotated as carbonic anhydrase 2-like. Gene Ontology annotation, cellular component: cytoplasm. The record is from RefSeq and is a predicted model, not a curated record. Gene Ontology annotation, molecular function: carbonate dehydratase activity; zinc ion binding. Bases 123 to 905 code for a protein of 260 amino acids. NCBI's taxonomy places the organism in Eukaryota, Metazoa, Chordata, Lepidosauria, Squamata, Sphaerodactylidae. The transcript has 7 exons.
GAGUUGGCCGGAGCCUAUAAAAACCCCUGACGAGCAGCGGAGCCUGCCACCGCCGGGCAAGCCGGAGCCAGAGCGCGCAGCCCCAGCACCUCCGCCACCCCCCGCGCAGCUGAGCCACCACCAUGUCACAUCACUGGGGCUACGGCAAGGACAACGGACCUUCCACCUGGCAUGAGGUUUUCCCCAUUGCCAAUGGAAACCGGCAGUCACCAAUUGACAUUCAGACCAAGUCUGCCAAGUACGAUUCCUCCCUGAAGCCGCUGAGCAUCACUUAUGACCCAUCUCCAGCCAAAAACAUUGUCAACAAUGGCCACUCUUUCAAUGUGGAGUUUGAUGACGCAGCUGAUAAAUGUGUGCUGAAAGGGGGCCCUCUUGAAGGAACUUACAGGCUGAUUCAGUUCCACAUUCACUGGGGAUCCUGUGAAGGUCAAGGAUCUGAGCACACGGUGGACGGAGUGAAAUAUGAUGCAGAGCUUCAUUUGGUUCACUGGAACACCAAGUAUGGUAAAUUUGCAGAAGCUGUGAAACAUCCGGAUGGUUUGGCUGUCUUGGGUGUGUUUUUAAAGGUAGGAAGUGCCUGUCCUGGAAUACAGAAAGUUAUUGAUUCCCUGGGCUCCAUUAAGCACAAGGGCAAACAGACCGCCUUCACAAACUUUGAUCCCACUGGUCUACUUCCUGCUUCCCAUGAUUUCUGGACUUACCCUGGAUCACUGACUACUCCUCCUCUGCUCGAAUGUGUCAUCUGGAUUGUUCUGAAGCAGCCUGUAACCGUCAGCAAGGAACAGAUUGACAAACUCCGUUCACUUUCCUUCGGUGAUGAGAAUGAGCCACUGUGCCCCAUGGUUGACAACUGGCGACCAUGUCAGCCACAGAAGAGCAGAGAAGUUAGAGCCUCGUUCCAGUAAGCUGUGCUCAUUAAACAUGUCCGUGUCCUUGUGGGAUGAGUUCUUUCUGCUGAGCACAAAUCCAACUACUGCCAUACAUAUACUGGCAACAUCUCUUUUUUCCCUAGUGCUCUUUUUUCUUCCUGUCAUCCUCUGUAGUUCUAACUAAUGAAAUGUGAAAGGCCAAGGGCCUAGAGAAAUGCAUAUUUGCUACAGGCUGGGUAUGUGUGUAGUGUGUGAUGUGUGUGUUCAGGGAAUAAGGGCAAGGAGAGUAGAAACGGGUUUGACACUCGGUGAGAAUUACUGCGUGAUUGCUACUGAUGCUAUCAUAGGAUUUCUUCCUGUGACCAUUAGUCAAGGGGCAUGAUAAAAUGGAAGUGAAAAAAAAGCCAUUUUCAAAAAAUAACCUCGUAGAGCAUAUGAGGUUUAUUCUACUCAAUAACUUGAAUCUUUCAUAAAAGCACAAGAAUGCAGUCUAAUACAGACAUCUUAUGUGAUUUGGGACAUUACCUUCUAUCAACCUUGUAUCAACAUAGUAGGCAUUAAAUGUGAAAGUAAUAUUGAACAUUAAAUAUCCUAGCUUUUAAAAGUUUUGAAGUGUAAAUAUUUUGGGGUUUUUUGUUCGUUUGUAGCCAUACAUUUGAAUCAUGUCUUAAUGUUAGUCUAUUUUUUAAAAAAUUACAUGUCAGCUGAUCUAAAUUAAGUACUAUUAAGUGUAAAAGCUGUGGAUGCCAUAGAUAUAAUACAGAGAAUCUUUUCAUUUCAAAUAAUGUCAUAAUUUAAAGAAAUAUAUUGUAUUUUAGAUACAUUCUCUAAUUAAAUAAAUAAAGAUAUAUAUUUA